AUGAGUUCCGACCAUCCGCUUAAUGAAGUCAGCUGUCUCAACGCCGAUGCCAUCCUUAGACGAGACGAGAUUUUCAGAACAAUUGUCGACACUAGCAGGGUCGAUAUUACCGCAAAGAACCUACGUGACGAUGGAAUAACUCCUCUUCACCGCGCCUGCAUAUCAGGCUGUGUUGAGAUGGCCGACUUCCUCCUCCACAACGAUUCCGUCAAGGUCACGGUCGAUGAGAGGGAUGAAAAUGGUCGAAACCCACUUUCUCACGGAGUUGAGAAGGGACAAGAGAAGAUUUCUCAACGGCUAGUCAACUUGAAACCCGUAAACCGUGAUGCUGUCGACACCCAAGUUCAUACGCCCUUUAACUAUGCCAUCAAUCGUGGUUAUCAAAGCAUAACUCGGGUUUUGCUUAAUACCGGACGUGUCAACCGGUAA
Molecule: messenger RNA, 429 nt
Organism: Fusarium sp. VM40
Lineage: Eukaryota; Fungi; Ascomycota; Sordariomycetes; Hypocreales; Nectriaceae
Source: the annotation of a GenBank genome assembly